AUGUUGUCUUUGAUUGUUAUCUUCCUUCUCCUUCAGCUUCCUUCCUUAGUGUGUACUUUUGAUAAUGAAGCAUGCCUUCGCCAAAGGAGCACCAGCGUGCACAAGGAUGGAGACAUGGUGAUUGGGUGUUUCUUGUCUCUUUAUUUCUUCAUGUACUAUACUGGUAUGAUUGAUAUACAGCCUACUAGAGAACUCUACUUCUUUCCGCUUACAUCCAGCAAGUACCAGAACUACUUGGCCUUCAUUUUUGCUAUAGAUGAGAUCAACAGAAAUCCUCAUCUGUUACCCAACAUUUCUCUGGGCUAUGAGUUCCAUAAUUUCAUUAGCAGUCAUUGGAGGAUACUAGAAAAUUCCUUCAUUUUGCUGACAGGACAAAAUGAGAUCCCUAAUUACAUUUGUAGGAAAGAAAGCAAGGGUGUGGCAGUAGUGACAGAAAUGCCAUGGGAAACCUCAGCUCAGAUUGGACCACUGCUGGAGCUCUACAGAUUUCCACAGGUUAACUUUGGCUCAUUUGAUCCUACACUGAUGGACAGUGGCCAGUAUCCUUCUUUCCAUCAGGUAGCUCCAAAGGAGACAUACUUGGCCCUUGCCAUGGUGUCCUUGAUGCUUCAUUUUCACUGGACCUGGGUGGGCCUGCUCAUCACAGAGAGCCAUAAGGGUCUUCAGUUUCUCUCGGAUAUAAGAGCUGAGAUGGACAGGAACAGAGUCUGUGCAGCCUUUGUGAGAAUGGUGUUAACAGCGACUGUGUCCUAUAACUCAGCUGCAAAGAAACAUGAAAUCCUGACUGCAGAGACAUCAUCUGCCAACGUGGUGGUCAUUUACUAUGACACUGAUAGUGCAAAUGAUGUAAACUUCCACAUAGUGCAAAACUUAGUGACAUGGAAAGUCUGGGUGACCAAUUCUCAAUGGCAUGCUGACUUGGAUGGGAGACAUUUCAUACUUGAUCCAUUCCGUGGGAUUCUCGUUGUGUCAUACCACCAUGAAGAGAUUUCAGGUUUUAAAGAUUUUGUCCAGGAAGCUACCCCUCUCAAAUACCCAGAGGACACUUACCUUGUUAUGUAUUGGUCUAAGAAUUUUGCCUGCUCGUUCUCUGAUUCUGACUGUGCCUUGAUGAACUGUACCCAUAAUGCGUCUCUGGCUUGGUUGCCUCUGAAUCGUUUUCAGAGAGCUGUAAGAGAUAGGAGCUACAAUAUGUACAAUGCUGUCUAUGCUGUGGCCCAUGCCCUUCACGCCAUGCUUUUAGAAGAAGUACAAAUGCCACCGAUGAGCAAUAGACAAGUGAUGAUGUUUCCCUCCUGGAAGCUGCAUCUCUUUCUGAAGAACAUCGAAUUUUCCAGUCCUUCUGGGGAACUAGUGAAUUUGGAUGAGAGACAAAAACUGGAUUCAGAGUAUGACAUCCUCAAUUUUUGGAACUUUCCAGAAGGCCUUAGACUUAAAGUUAAAGUUGGCACAUUUUCUUCCCAUGCUCCACAUGGCCAUAAAUUGACUGUAUCUGAGGAUAUGAUAGAGUGGGCCACAGGAGUUGCAGAGACUCCCCGCUCAGUCUGCAGUGAGAGUUGCAAUCCUGGAUACAGAAAGAGCCCUGAGGAGGGAAAGGCUGCCUGUUGUUUUGAUUGCAUCCCUUGUGCAGACAAUGAGAUUACCAAUAACACAGAUAUGGAGCAGUGUGGAAAGUGUCCUGAUCAUCAAUAUGCCAGUGCUCAGAAAAAUCAAUGCGUCCAAAAAUAUGUGACCUUUCUGGCUUAUGAAGACGCCCUGGGGAAGGCUCUGGCUGGCACUGCACUGAGUCUCACUCUUCUCACAGCUGCUGUUCUUGGGUUCUUUCUGAAGCACAGAGACAUUCCCAUCAUCAAGGCCAACAACAGGGCUCUCAGCUACACCUUGCUCAUCUCCCUCACCUGCUGUUUCCUCUGCUCCUUGCUCUUCAUCGGCCGCCCCAACACAGCCACCUGCAUCCUGCAACAGACCACAUUUGCAGUUGUGUUCACUGUGGCUGUUUCCACUGUCUUGGCAAAAACCAUUACUGUGGUGCUAGCCUUUAAGGCCACUGCUCCACGCAGGAGAAUGAGGCAGUUGCUGGUUUCAGGGGCUCCAAACUCCAUCAUCCCCAUCUGCACCCUGAUCCAGCUCACUCUUUGUGGAGUCUGGAUGGGGACAAAUCCACCCUACAUUGACACAGAUGUGCACUCUGAGCAUGGCCACAUCAUCAUCGUGUGCAACAAGGGCUCCCUCACUGCCUUCUACUGUGUCCUGGGAUACCUGGGCUCCCUGGCUCUGGUGAGCUUCACUGUGGCUUUCCUGGCCAGGAACCUGCCUGACACCUUCAAUGAAGCCAAGCUCCUGACCUUCAGCAUGCUGGUGUUCUGCAGCGUGUGGGUCACCUUCCUGCCCAUGUACCACAGCAGCAAGGGGAAGGCCAUGGUGGCCAUGGAGGUCUUCUCCAUCUUGGCCUCCAGUGCAGGGCUGCUGAGCUGCAUCUUUGCCCCCAAGUGCUACAUUAUAUUGGUAAAACCAGAGAAAAAUUUUGUGACUGGGAUCAGGGACAAAACACAUUGUGUGAGAAAGAAUUCUUCUUAUCAUGAACAUGCUUCCUCAUAUACAUAG
Messenger RNA from Octodon degus (degu), 2604 nucleotides. Its product is annotated as vomeronasal type-2 receptor 116-like. The transcript has 6 exons. The record is from RefSeq and is a predicted model, not a curated record. Gene Ontology annotation, biological process: G protein-coupled receptor signaling pathway. NCBI's taxonomy places the organism in Eukaryota, Metazoa, Chordata, Mammalia, Rodentia, Octodontidae. Gene Ontology annotation, cellular component: membrane. The coding region runs from base 1 to 2604 and encodes 867 amino acids. Gene Ontology annotation, molecular function: G protein-coupled receptor activity.